This is a messenger RNA of Aphanomyces invadans, 974 nucleotides long. RefSeq lists its product as hypothetical. The transcript has a single exon. The coding region runs from base 15 to 950 and encodes 311 amino acids. NCBI's taxonomy places the organism in Eukaryota, Oomycota, Saprolegniomycetes, Saprolegniales, Verrucalvaceae. Gene Ontology annotation, molecular function: phosphatidylinositol binding. The record is from RefSeq and is a predicted model, not a curated record.
GCAUUUCCGGUCUCAUGUGGAAGGGCUUGUUCAAGCCGCGGCCGGCGAAGGCCACGCUACCGUCCAUCAACCAAACGGAAGAGCAUGCGACAGAAGCUGCGGAGACACCUGUGGACGAGAAGAGGAUGGAAGAUUCGCAUGACGAGGCAGCCCCUGACAACGACGCCAUGUAUGUGCUCGCCAACUUCACAGGCCUCUUGAUUGUCCAAGGUGCAACCGAAAAGCGGCAGAUUCGAUAUGUGAUGGAGGUCGUAUGCCCGACCACCCGACACAAAUUCGAGUGCGUGAAGCGGUUCAAUCAGUUCAGCGACCUUCGCCAGCGCUCGCUCGACGUUCUCCACCAAUGCCGAAGCAAGAGGUGCCCGAAGUGCACCUCUGUUGCUGCCACCAUCCAAGCACAACCAUUUCCAGGUCGACGCCUCUUCACGACACUACAACACGUCAGAGAACGAGCAUUGCCUUUGGAAGCGUUCUUGCAGUGUGUUCUAGACAACGCCUUGAAUUGGAACGGAUGCAAGCGAUCAAAACACGCAUUCAACCAGGUCGCAAGUCAGUUUGUGGGGGCACCUGUCGACGGCAUGUACUUAAGCAGCGACAGACCGUCAUUGGACUUUCGCAAGUCCAUCCGACAUCUCAUGGUGGAACGUCCAGUCUCAAUUGGCGAUGCCGUAGCUGACACGAGGGAGGAGAAUGCUUCACCAACGACAAGGUGCCCGAGCCUUCCUCAAGACAGCUUUGAGGAGGAAGAGCACAAGGAGAAUGAAGACGAAGCUCAUCCAAGCAUCCAGCCACUCGAGCAUGUUGCUGUUCCCGAGGUUUCAACCACCCCCGCUCCUCCAGCUACUUGCAAGGAUGGACCCUCGUCCGAGCUUCCAACCUCAUCUGACCAAUCUUUGACCCAUCCCACGACGGUCGUGGCCGCUAACGUCGUCGACGAACGCGUAGAGUAACCUUAAUGCAUACCGUCUUACCCA